This is a messenger RNA of Lathyrus sativus (Indian pea), 1206 nucleotides long. The record is from the annotation of a GenBank genome assembly. Lineage: Eukaryota; Viridiplantae; Streptophyta; Magnoliopsida; Fabales; Fabaceae.
AUGGGAUUGGGUUGCAAUUGCAUGGCUCCUCCUUCUCCUACCAUCUCUUCCCUUUUCUCACCCUCCCAAGCUCACCGUUACACUAACCGUUACGGUUACGCUUACAGUUACAGUUACACUUUCCGUUUUCAUCUCCCCACGCGCACUCAAUUCAAUCACACGCCACGCGUCCAACCAAUUUCCACAACUCCUUCGCCUCCUCCUCCUCCGCCGGAGGAAAAGAAAUCCUUCGCCGUCGCCACCGGGGAACUCUUCUUAGGCCUUGCUUCGCGUCUCAUUAAGAGCAGCGGUCCCGCUUCCGAUUCGGAUCCCGUUGCAAUGUUUGAGAAUUCUAAGGAGAGAAUUGGAGCUGUUGUGGAAGAUGAGAUUCAACCUGAUGUGAUUUGGGAGCAGAGAGUGAAAGACGUUGAAGCGGAACGCAAUAGGCGUGUUGUAACUACCCCUGGCUUUAGUUUCUCCGCCGCUGGUCUUCUCUUUCCUUAUCAUCUCGGUGUUGCUCAUUUUCUUAUUCAGAAUGGUUACAUUAAGGAAACCACACCGUUAGCUGGUUCUUCAGCAGGAGCUAUAGUCUGUGCUGUGAUUGCUUCUGGAGCUAGUAUGGAAGAAGCCUUGAGUGCUACUAAAGUAUUAGCUGAAGAUUGUCGAAGUCGGGGGACUGCAUUUCGGCUGGGGGCUGUUCUGCGUGAUAUUCUUCAGGAGUUUUUGCCAGAUGAUAUUCAUAUAAGAUCUAAUGGGAGAAUUCGAGUUGCUGUGACGCAGCUUCUUUGGAGACCCAGGGGUUUAUUGGUGGAUCAAUUUGAUUCUAAGGAAGAUCUCAUCAAUGCAGUUUUUACUUCUUCGUUUAUUCCAGGAUAUCUUGCACCAAAGCUAGCAACAAUGUUUCGAAAUCGAUUAUGCAUAGAUGGGGGUUUGACGUUGUUUAUGCCACCGACAUCUGCAGCACAAACGGUUCGUGUUUGUGCUUUUCCAGCAGGUCUAAUUGGAUUGGAAGGGAUAGGAAUUAGUCCAGACUGUAAUCCCGAGAAUGCGUCUAGCCCUCGUCAGCUUUUCAACUGGGCACUUGAGCCAGCAGAAGAUGUAAUGCUUGACCGGCUCUUUGAGCUUGGAUAUCUUGAUGCUGCUGUCUGGGCAAAGGAAAACCCAGUUGAAAUAAUAGUUCAAGAUGAUACUCCUGCUUCUGCAUUCGGAAAUAGCAUUGCAGAAUAG